UUUCACUCAGCAAUCUGGACUAACCAGGAUAAUCCUCAAUCCAAGCGCCACGGGCUGUAGUCAUUUGGAAGCACAGAAUUACACAUGAGCUGAUUUCUUUAAACGUUAAGGAGCUCGACCUGUCCUCAUAUAUUUUGACAGGAACUUCAAAAUCGUCAAUUCUAAUUUAUCACAAGGCCGUGACUCAUUUUAUUUUUUUAUGUUUUCAUUCAUCGGGAUAUCUUUUUGAACUCUGCUUGACGCCAGGGGAGGGAAAAAAAUCCCCCAUUUGGAUUUUUUUAUUUUUGUCAUCCUCCAAUUGGAUUUGGUGUCCACGUCGAAACACUGAGGAUAAUGAAAUCUACCUGUCUGAGUGAGGAACUUCUGAGAUAAGUUGCGACAAUACUUCCGACGGCCUUUGUUUGUUGAACGACAUUUGCAAUCACUAACGAUGAACUAUAAUGUGCAAACUCGGAAGAUUUAAAGGCUUUUAAGUCGGAAAGUUACAAGAUUUCAUUUGUACAAAUUGAAUACGGAGAAAAGGAGGGCGAAGAGAAGGUUUUGUGAAGAGCGUUCUCUAGAGCAUGUGAUUGUCACGCAUACAUCAUCCAGCCAGUGGUGGAAUGAGUCAGAGAGGAGGAAGUCACAGGGGUUGGCAAAUAAACAGCCUGUCAGUCGGUAGAGUGGUGACACGGUGGUGUCUGACGGUGCCCACAGGCUCUGUGAUGUUGUUCUGCUCUCACCAAGUGGCUCAGCUCUCAGUAGCUGGCCAGAAAUGAACAGGUGUGAGGGGGAGGGGCCAUGCAAAGAGAGGAACAGAGGAGAGGAGGGAAGUUAUUUUGCUAGAGCUGUUUGUCUGUGGUCCAUAGGAACCCUCCUCUAUGACACACAUCCCCAAUUUCUUUGGCAGCCACCUAAAAUAUACAUGAAUUGUGUUGACAUGUUUGCAUUCUGCUGAGACCGCCUGGAAACGACAGCUUACCCCGAGGAACAGCUAUGACUUUCCAUUUGCAAUCGAUCUUUCCUGUUCUGGCCCAGGAAGCAGACUUGGCCCUCUUUCGCUGUGAGGAGGGAGUGGAGACGGCGCUGCAGUACGCCAAGAUGUGGUGCCGCUAUGCCAAGGACCUUCUUGCCUGGAUGGAGAAGAGAAUCAGCCUGGAGCAAGAAUUUGCAAAAAAUGUGAUGAAGGCAGCUGAAGGAGCAAAGGUAACCGUGGUACAACAGGAAAUGAUGCCACUACAGUACAUCUACACCAUGGCUUUGGAACAAGACAUGAAGAACAGUGUGACCUCUAAAAAGACUUCGGAACUCCUGCACAACCGAUGCUACCAGGCUUUGUCAGACAAGAGGACUGAGAUCGAUAAGUGGCGCAGAGAGUUUAAAGAGCAGUGGGCAAGGGCGCAAAGAAAGAUGCACGAUGCAGUAACAGCUCUUAAAAAGGCCAAGCAUCAAUACUUCCAGCGCUGUGAUGAGCUGGAAAAGGCGAAAGCAGUCUCAGCGAAAGCUGUGGACGACACAGUUGGAGUAAAAACACUCGAUAAGAGAAGAAAGUCCAAGGAUGAAGCCCAGUCAAAGGUAUCAGAGACAGAACUUUUCUACAGACAGUGUGUGAGCGACGCCAAGUUCACCCAAGAUGAAUUAGUGAAGGCCAAAGAACGAAUCAUUACUCACAUUCGCAAACUGAUUUGUCAAGGAGACAAUUUGCUCAAGGAGGUCACAGUCAACAUGUUCUACUACCAGCGGCAGCAGACAGAGGCCAUGCCUCUCGGUUAUCAAAACCUUGAGCUGACUUGCAGAAAUGUGGAGCCCGGAGAACCCUAUCUGCUUUACAUCCUCAGCAAGCGUCGCCCUAAGCAAGUUCUCCAGACCUUCACCUUUCAGGACUACAUUCCUCAGGGUAAAAGCAACAAAAGAAAAACCAGCAACGUUCUCAGCCCUGUGCCCGACUCUAUACCCAUGAUAGAGGAUAGUCCUUACAAACGAUCCAUUGAUGGCAGGAGAUCGUUGCACAGUGACAGUGAGAGCAUUGGAGGCAGUUUGGAAUCCCUUUCGAGCCCUGCUCACAGGAGACUGCCAAAAACAGGAUCUACUCUGACGGUGUCGUCAGACGAUCUGGAUGAGCGGGACGUGGUGUCAGAAUUGGAGUACGCUGAUGGCCAUUCUGUAAAAACAAAAAUGUUUUCUCGAGCUGCACUGACUCAUCGGCUCAAAAAAACAAAAAGCAAGAUGGUUAAAUGCAAACAGUGCGAAAACUAUAUUGUUGUCAGUGGGGUUGAAUGUGAGGAGUGUGGGCUGGCUUUCCACAGGAAGUGUAUGGAGGUGUGUCAGCUAGAGUGUGAGCAAAAGAAAGGCACGGUGUUUGGAGUAGACCUCUCUGUGAUUUUACAAGACAGGCCAGACGAGGUCCCAUUUGUUGUCCGAUGCUGCACGUCUGAGAUUGAAAGCCGUGCUCUCUCUGUUCAGGGGGUGUAUCGCGUGAGUGGAUCCAAGCCUCGCAUUCAGAAGCUCUGCCAGUCCUUUGAGACACAAAAGGACCAGGUGGACCUCUCCGAUCUCUCGCCACAUGACAUCACCUCUAUCCUUAAGCACUUCCUAAAGGAGCUUCCAGAGCCUCUAUUAACCUUUGACCUGUACAAUGGAUUCAUCGGGGUGGGAAAGACCAUUCAGCACCUAAGUGAAAAGGACACCUCACCAGACCCCAACGACUUAGAGGAUAUUAUCCACAAACUACAAAUGCUACUGAAAAAGCUUCCUUCACAGUACUACAACACUUUGCAGCAUCUUAUUUCUCAUCUGCAAAAGGUUUCAGAGAACUACGAUAACAAGAUGUCCCCUAGCAAUCUGGGUAUUGUUUUUGGACCCACGUUAUUGCGCCCUCUGGUGUCUACGGACAUGUCAAUGAUUGCUCUUCUGGAGACAAGCUACCAGUCCGUGCUUGUGGAGUUCCUCAUCACACAUCAUGACAGGAUCUUUGGCAUGGAGCGGAGCAUAAGUACACCCCCUCCCCCAGCCCCCACAGCACCUCUCCCAGAAACACCUCCCAGAGCUUCCUGUGCCCUGGACGAAGACGACGCGGACCUGGAACUUGACACUUCCUCCAGAGAGCGUCCACGGUCUCUAGAGAGCCAAGUUAUCAAGAGAGACUCAAGCGAGGGUUAUAUAUCUGACAAGUCUUCAUCCAAUGAGGCAGUGGACCAGCUCGGCCCAGAUGCCAGUGAGAGAGCAGUCCUGGUUAUGAGAGCAACAUCAAGUGAUCCUCAAGGUAAAGCUGCAGAGAAAGCUUCCUCUGAUUCAGGCACACAACCACAUCACCGUCUUACCAGGCAGCAUGUGAAGUAUCACCGGUAUCAUAACGCGGGGACCCGAUUCUCUAACACAGACUGUGCAACAAGACAGCCAGCAACCCCUAAGCGGGCCAAUCACCGGAGUGGAGACAACAGCUGCACCUCCUCUCCAGAGCUCGGAUCACAGAGAUUUCUACAAAACUCGGAAGACCGCUGUGAGAUUAUCCAGCAGCCCCACCAGGUUACCACUACAGCAGAGGGUCAGGUGGAUGUUCCACUGAGCCCUCGAGAGGUUGUGCAGUACAUGCUAGGAGUGGACUCCACAGUUACAUCCCCGGCAGCUGCAGUUUCAUCCGGUACAACAGAGAGGUCCACUCAAGAGGUGACAAGGUGGAGUCAAGCUGAUCACAAUGUAAAUUUCAGCAAUAACCAACACAGCGUUGGACAGAAUCGCAUUCAUUAUCCAUGUCCGAAAGCCGUCUCUGCAGAGCACAACGUGACCUCCCCAGCCCAGAAGAUCCUGUCUACUCUGAAGCUGAGACGCACCCACUCAGAGAAAGAGGAGCAGCUCUUUGUUUGAGGAAAAUUCACCCGUUUAGACACCAUAAUCGUUUAUGUACACUGAAGGACUGCACUUAUUUUACACUGUGUGUAAAAAAACAGUGACUAAAACAGUAAAAGGUGACUACAUUCAUGUAGUUCUAUAUAAAAAAAUUUUUCCCAUAUACUGUUUCUUAUUUACUUUUAUUCCUCCUACUUUAGCAAGUUUAAAUUGUCAAUACUUGGUACAUUUAGAAAAGUUUAGUACUUCAAACUUUCAAACCGUCAAAAUACAUUAAAUAAAUCAGGGUCCGUGCUUACCCGGGCGUCUUAACCUCUAAAUCACCUUCUUUUAGCUGUCAAACUUCCAGCUGGAUAAUGCAGCAGCCAGACAGUACAUGUAUUUUCUCCGUUGAUUAUUCAGUAUUUGAAUGUAACAUGCAGGUGCUUGCAAUUUAAAAAUGACAAACCAGCACAAAAGCAUCAUGUUUUGUCAUAUGAAGACUGUAAAUGUUUGUUUUUUGACUGUAAAAAGUUGGUUUUCUAUUUGUUUUCUAUUCAAUAUUUUAGUUUCCAGCGUAACAUUGUCUACAUAAAUAGAAAUAGGCUUUAUCAGUGUCAUAUUGUUUUAUAUUUUCUGUUUUGGUUUAUGACCAAUGCACCUUUCUUCUUUAGACACAAGGGGGCGAUAGUUCGGUUUAGGAUAAAACCAUGUCAGAAACAACAGCACAAGGGCAAUAAAACCUUUUUAUUAUUUGCA
Molecule: messenger RNA, 4563 nt
Organism: Fundulus heteroclitus (mummichog)
Lineage: Eukaryota; Metazoa; Chordata; Actinopteri; Cyprinodontiformes; Fundulidae
Product: GEM interacting protein
Exons: 18
Coding region: 976-3843 (955 amino acids)
Biological process (GO): negative regulation of GTPase activity; signal transduction; activation of GTPase activity
Cellular component (GO): plasma membrane
Molecular function (GO): GTPase activator activity
Source: RefSeq, a predicted model, not a curated record